UUUCUGUUUCUAGAAUCUACCGCCUGUGAGGAUGGGAGUGGUUGCAACUUGCAACUGUUAUCGACGAACCCUGGCGUAGCGAUUUACGUUGGCGAUUCUGAAGGAAUCGACGGGUUAGGCAUGGCUUGGAUGACCAGAUUUCUAACUGCGGUUGCAUUUCUUGCAAUUGGAGUGGUUUUCUCGCCGGAGGUUUUUGGAUCGCUGUCGACGGGCCAGAAAUCCCCCGUGAUCAUCACUGUGUUGAAAUUGGCUCACCUACUUUGCUUCUCCACAGCCUGGGGAGCAGCUUUGUGGGUUACCUUCAUCGGCGGGAUAAUAAUGUUCAAAAACCUGCCAAGGCAUCAGUUUGGGAACUUGCAGAGCAAGAUGUUUCCAGCCUACUUUUCCAUGGUGGGGGUUUGCUGCGCUGUGGCAGUAGGAGCUUUUGGUUACUUGCACCCAUGGAAGACUUCGGAAGCCAAUGAAAAGUACCAGCUCGGAUUACUUCUUGCUGCCUUUGCUUUCAAUCUCAGCAAUCUUGUUAUCUUUACUCCCAUGACCAUUGAGAUGAUGAAACAAAGACACAAGAUAGAGAGAGAGGCUGAUAUUGGUGGAGAAAUUGGGUGGACAAAAAACCUAGAAGUAGCAAAGAAGAAUCCCAAGCUUGCUGCCAUGAACAAGAAAUUUGGAAUGAUUCAUGGAUUGUCUUCUCUUGCUAAUAUCCUGGCAUUUGGCAGCCUUGCUUGUCACUCCUGGUACUUAGCCGGUAAAAUCAAUCUAUAGAUAAAACUCAAAGGUCGAUCUCUUCUGCUGUAUCUGAUUAUUAUUAUUAUUCUUAUUGCUAUUAUUUUUCUGUUUUUGGUAUCAAACAAGCAAGAUGCUGUGUUUCUGGACAGAUUCUUAAGAUAUCACUAAUUUCCACAGCAGAAUACUUAUGGGUUGUAAUAGUGUAUUAAAGAAUAAGAUCAAGUGAUUGCUUAUUUAUCUAUAGUUUUUAUCUGCA
Molecule: messenger RNA, 982 nt
Organism: Andrographis paniculata
Lineage: Eukaryota; Viridiplantae; Streptophyta; Magnoliopsida; Lamiales; Acanthaceae
Exons: 3
Coding region: 121-762 (213 amino acids)
Source: RefSeq, a predicted model, not a curated record